UUUUCCCUCUCCUCCCCAACUCCCCCUCUUCUCUUCUCUCACUCUGAUCCAGUCCCUCAUCGCCGCCGAUUCCUCUCCGGCCAUCUCCUCAUCGGAUCCUCCUCCAUUCAGGCCAUGUCUUCUUUCACACCCCGCCAUCGAUCCGACUGGUUCGUCCUCGCCGCCAGCUCCGAGUAGAUCUUGCGUCGCCGGAGUUUCGCUUAUUCAUUUCCUUUCCGGCGGUUCUUCCGAGAUAAGGUUUUUAGUUACAGUCUCUGUAGUUUCUUGAUUCUGUUAGUAGAGGUUUUACUGUGUGUUGUGGUGGUUUUGGAAUCUCGGUGAGAGUCUGAGAGGUUGGAGAUUCGAUUCGAAGCUUCGUCGUGGAUCUUUGAUAAAAAGAGGUUUUAGAUCUUUUGAAAAUUUUCACAAGAGUUAGAGUAGAAUUUUUGUUUGGAUUUUUAGAUAUGGAAGAUCGAAACGUGAGAAUGAAUACUGGAAUGUCCCAUGUGAUGCCGUAUAUCAAAGACUCGAAGGACCGGGACGCCGUGUCGUUGGUGUGCCGACGGUGGUACGAGCUGGACGCGCUCACGCGCGAGCAAGUGACCAUCGCGCUCUGCUACACGACGACUCCCGAGAGGCUCAGGAGGCGGUUCCGGCAGCUCAAGUCGCUGAAGCUGAAGGGGAAGCCGAGGGCGGCGAUGUUUAAUCUGAUACCGGAGGAUUGGGGAGGCUUUGUGACGCCGUGGGUAGAGGAGAUUGCCGAGUCGUUUAAGAGCUUGAAGGCUUUGCAUUUCCGGAGAAUGAUUGUGAGGGAUUCCGACUUGGAGCUAUUGGCGCGGUCACGCGGCCGUGAGCUCCAAUCGCUUAAGCUCGACAAGUGCUCCGGGUUUUCGACUGACGGCCUUGUCCACAUCGCCCGCUCCUGCAGGGAUUUGAGGACCUUGUUUUUGGAGGAGAGCUCGAUAAUUGAGAAAGAGGAUGAGUGGGGUGAAUGGCUACAUGAGCUUGCUACAAACAACACUGUACUCGAGACUUUAAACUUCUAUAUGACGGAUCUUGGCAGAAUCAGAUUUGAAGACCUCGAACUCAUAGCCAGGAAUUGCCCCUCCUUAACCACUGUGAAAAUUAGCGAUUGUGAAAUUUUAGAUCUUCUGGGUUUCUUCCGUCAUGCUUCUGCUUUAGAAGAAUUUUGUGGAGGUUCCUUCGAUGAUCGAUCAGAGAAUGAUCAAUCAGAGAAGUACUCAGUUGUAUCACUGCCACGAAAGAUAUGUCUUUUGGGUCUAACGAUGUUGGGGAAGAAUGAAAUGCCUAUUGUAUUCCCAUUAGCAGCUGCUCUCAAAAAGUUGGAUCUCCUAUAUGCAUUGCUCGACACUGAAGACCAUUGUACUUUAAUUCAAAAGUGCCCCAACUUGGAAGUUCUUGAGACAAGGAAUGUCAUUGGAGAUAGAGGAUUAGAAGUCCUUGCUCGGAGUUGCAAGAGACUGAAGAGGCUCCGAAUUGAGCGAGGUGCUGAUGAGCAAGGUAUGGAGGACGAAGAUGGUGUUGUUUCACAGAGGGGUCUGAUGGCUUUGGCACAGGGCUGCCUGGAACUGGAGUACUUGGCUGUCUACGUAUCAAAUAUCACCAAUGCAUCUCUGGAAUACAUUGGGACUCACUCUAAAAAUCUAAAUGAUUUUCGCCUUGUCCUGCUUGACCGUGAAGAGACGAUAACAGAUUUACCACUUGACAAUGGCGUUCGAGCUCUAUUGAGGGGAUGCCAAAAGCUUCGAAGGUUUGCUUUGUAUCUCCGUCCUGGGGGUUUGACUGAUUUGGGGCUUAGUUACGUGGGCCAGUAUAGUCAAAAUGUGAGAUGGAUGCUUCUAGGUUAUGUUGGUGAAUCUGAUGGAGGGCUUUUGGAGUUUUCAAAGGGUUGCCCUAGUCUGCAGAAACUAGAAAUGAGGGGCUGUUGCUUCAGUGAGCGUGCACUGGCUGUUGCAGUGAUGCAGCUGACUGCGCUAAGGUACUUGUGGGUGCAAGGGUACAGGGGAUCCCCAACGGGUCGUGAUCUUUUGGCAAUGGCUCGCCCGUAUUGGAAUAUUGAGUUGAUUCCUCCUAGACGAGUUGAUGUUCUUGAUAUGAUCGGGGAGGCAGUAGUGGUUGAGCAUCCUGCUCAUAUUCUUGCAUACUACUCUCUUGCUGGACCAAGAACAGAUUUUCCAGAUACUGUUAUCCCCUUGGAUCCAGUCUUUGAUUAACGCGUAGAGAGCUGUACAUACAAGCUUUUUUUGGAGUCACAAGUGUCCUGAAGUUGUCACAAGUUCCUCAUUAUCUUCAUCAAGUUUUCAGGAGUCACUUGGAAAAUUGACUGUCCAACCAACCCUGAACUCUGCAUCUCAAAUUCCAUACAUGGCUACUCCUCUGUUGUCUUGCUACUAUUGUUGGUGCCCUCCCGGAUCAUCGGGUUUGCAGUACUCACAAGAACCUCCUGCAAUCUCUGGCUCAUCCAUUGAAUCAGCUUUGCUCCCACCACUUUCUUCUUAUAUUACCUGCCAGUAUGCCCUCCUGUAUGUUGACAGCAAAACCUCCACUUAAUUUGGCAGAUUGUCCCUUAUUGGAUUUCCCUGCCUUUCUUCCAGACCCACUCAUCCGGUUGCCAAUGCCAACUUCUCAGCAGAUCCCAACCUUCAAUCCUUUGAUUUGUGAUCCGAUUGUUCACAUUCCAGUUAUGGAUAUUUGCUCUUCCGGUCAUGGCUACCUUGUUAGUGCUGGCCUCGCUAUUUCAACUGGCAUUCCUCCCUUGCACUCAAACCUUAUGAAUCCGUUGAUUCCUCAAACUGAUUCCAUGUUGGAGAAGGAUGCUAGAGAGACUCUGCGUUGGCUGCUCAUAAGUGGUUCAACCCAGAGUAGCUCACCGCUGAUGGAUGUAUUACCUGCCAUGCUAACAAAUGCAGAUGAGAAUAGAAAUAUGCUUGUUGCUGGGAGCCGUGGUCUAUACACUGGAACCAGCGACGUUGAUGUAAUUGCAAAUAGCAUUGCAGCCAUGAGUAUGGUUUCACUGCCUGGGAUAUCUACCGGUGGAACUGUUUUGGAGAAUUGUGGCAGCAACAAUGGUUUUGAUAUACAGGAUGAGGGAUCUAGUGGAUUGGGUGGAUCCUGUUUGGAAGAUCAGGGUACCUUCUGUUCGAAUUAUGGGAUGAAAAGGACUGAUGAAUAAUGUUGUAAUGGAACGGGGUCUUUUUGUCGUUUCUUUUGUAGGCCUCUUUCUUAGUUCUACCGAUGUAGAUGUAGUUGUUGGCUGUAGUUUUGCCUUUUCCGAUUGUAAUUAGGGGUAAUCCCCACCUCUAUGGUUGUGUUCCAUGUUGUGCCUCUAUUGUUCUUUUUCAUGAUUACAUAUGAAUGAAAUGCCUGUUUUGAAUCA
This is a messenger RNA of Rosa rugosa (rugosa rose), 3376 nucleotides long. RefSeq names its product coronatine-insensitive protein 1-like. The transcript has 3 exons. Gene Ontology annotation, cellular component: SCF ubiquitin ligase complex. Gene Ontology annotation, biological process: SCF-dependent proteasomal ubiquitin-dependent protein catabolic process. The record is from RefSeq and is a predicted model, not a curated record. Bases 444 to 2213 code for a protein of 589 amino acids. Lineage: Eukaryota; Viridiplantae; Streptophyta; Magnoliopsida; Rosales; Rosaceae.